UUAUCAUAACAUAUUUAGCAUCCUCUGACACCAUCUGAAAUAUCUGGUGGAAUAAUUGUCAUGGGUUUGGAUACUUUUCUUUUGGAUUAACGGAUAUUACUAGGCCUACGAUCUGCUAAAGCAUCUAAAAUAGGAUGCUCAAUAGUCUAUGCCUAUAGAUAGAAUAUUUGUUAUUUCUGAAAUAGUAAUUGCUGAACUGUGCUGUGAUUUUAUUGCGCACUUUAUUCUAUUCCAUGAUCUAGGCUACUUUUUGUUUUGGGAAUAUAGUUUCAGGUUGUAGGUUAGGAAACACUCUGAGCAGUGAUAAUUUAUUGAAUGAGUUAGCCUAUUCAUUUCAAGUAGCCUAUUAUAAUAAUAGAAUAAAGAUGUGGACUUUUCUUGGAAUUGCAAGUUUCACCUACAUUUAUAAGAAAUGCGACGCAGUUUUGGAGUAUGCUCACAAAGAGAUAAUCCUGGCGGCUGUAGUGUUCUUGGCAGUGGGGAUGCUGCUAUCCUAUGUCAGGUACCACGGACAUACAUUCAAGGUACCCCAAAUUCUACAAUUACCGCUGGAACUUUUAUUAUCCCUACCGGUCAUCAAUACAUUUAUACCGAGACCCUCAGCUGUCAGGCACAGGAGUGGAGAGAGCGCUUCAAAGAAGGGAGGUGGCAGGAGGAAACGAGUGGCUUCCUCAGGCAUGGAGAGCCCCCCAGCAGCAGGUGACUCUCCUGCAUCUCAGGAGCCAGAUGUGAUCAUCGUAGGGGCGGGAGUCCUGGGGUCGGCCAUGGCUGCAGUGCUGGCCCGGGACGGCCGGAGGGUCACUGUGAUAGAGAGGGACCUGAAGGAGCCUGACAGGAUAGUUGGAGAGCUGCUGCAGCCUGGUGGAUACAGGGCCCUGAGAGAACUGGGAAUGGAGGGUUCGGUGGAGGGGCUGGAUGCCCACGUGGUGAACGGCUAUGUGAUUCAUGACAUCGAGAGCAGCACAGAGGUGGAGAUCCCAUAUCCCCAGGCAGACAGCAGUAUCCAGUGUGGCAGGGCCUUCCACCACGGACGCUUUAUCAUGGGCCUGCGCAGAGUCGCGCUCGCUGAGCCAAAUGUUACGUUCAUAGAAGGCACUGUGUCCAGCCUGGAGGAAGAGGAUGACUGUGUGACAGGAGUGCAGUACAGGGACAAGGAGACAGGAGACACAAAGGAGGUCCAUGCAGCAGUAACUGUAGUAGCUGACGGCUGUUUCUCAAAGUUCAGGAAGAGCCUGGUAGCUGGGAAGGCCCAGACCUCCUCUCACUUUGUUGGAUGCAUCAUGAAGAACUCUCCCCAGUUCAAGCCCCACCAUGCUGAGCUGGUCCUGGCCAACCCCAGCCCUGUCCUUAUCUACCAGAUCUCCUCCUCAGACACCAGGGUACUGGUGGACAUCAGGGGAGAGAUGCCCAGGAACCUCACCGAGUACAUGGCUGAGAAAAUACACCCACAACUACCAGAACACCUAAAAGAGCCGUUCAUGGUGGCUCUGCAGAAUGACCGGCUGAGGUCUAUGCCAGCAAGCUUCCUGCCUCCGUCCCCAGUCAACAAGCCAGGUGUGCUCCUACUGGGUGAUGCCUACAACAUGAGACACCCUCUGACCGGAGGAGGGAUGAGUGUGGCCCUCAACGACGUCCUGAUCUGGAGGAGCCUGAUGAAGAACAUCCCUGACCUGUACGACAACACAGCCAUGCUCCAGGCAAAGAAAAAAUUCCACUGGGAACGCAAGUCAUCACAUUCCUUUGUGGUGAAUGUGUUGGCUCAAGCCCUGUAUGAGUUGUUUGCUGCAACAGACAAUUCUCUCCACCAGCUGCGAAAGGCGUGCUUCCUUUACUUCAAGCUGGGUGGGGAGUGCAUCAACGGUCCCAUUGGUCUUCUCUCAGUGUUGACGCCCCAUCCGAUGACUCUGAUUGGACACUUCUUUGCCGUCGCCUUGUACGCCAUCUACUACAGCUUCAAGUCUGAGUCGUGGCUCACCAAACCCCGAGCCUUAUUCACGAGUGGAGCUAUCCUGUACCGCGCCUGUACCGUCAUGUUUCCCCUCAUCUACUCUGAGUUGAAGUACCUGGUGUACUGAGCAGUGCUCUAAUCUGAGCCCUAACGCGGUGGAACGCACACCAGCCUUAGACAACAGGGUCGUAUUCAUUAGUGCACAAACGUAGGAAAACAUUUUGCAAUGGAAUACGAAGACAAGUUCAGGUUGUCCCCUACCCUGUUUCUGCCUGUUGUCUUCCAUUUAGUUUCUAGUGAAUACGACUCUGGUUUACUGAGCAGUGCCAUCACUGACCCCCGGUGGAGAAUACACACACCACCAGCCUUAUGGUGACAUGACAUACAAACAGUACAGUGACCUAAAGAUACACUAUGGAAGUGUAGUUGUCAACUGUCAAGUCACAUUUAGGCUGUAUGUAUGAUCUAUAUGAAACCACUUAGUUUUAGGCCAACAAUUUAUGCUUUUACUCGUUGGGUGUGGGGAGGCAUGCCACUUUCUGUCCAAUUAAGUAAUUUCUGGACAAUAUUUCUGUCCAUUUAGGCCAGGGAUCCCUUUUUGGCUCAAGAGCACACCUAGAGGCAACAAUUCUGUAUAGCCUCUUUAAUAUUACACCAUCCUAUCAUCACUAUCAACAGGGAUGUCUUCUGAGGACAGGGUCUAAAUUGAGUGACAAUUAUUAUUUAGUAAUGCCUUGCAUAUUCAGAAUUUACAUUACAACCAUAUAAUUACAUAGUGUAACAGACAAUGCGUAAUAAGAGGUUUGCAUUAGCAACUCUUAAUUGCAAAUCUGACCAAAUAACCAGCUGAAUAUACAGUAGGACUGACUACAGGUGUCUGUCAAACCACUUUGAUGCUAAAUUUCUUGUGGAAAUUGAGCAUGAGGACAAAAAAUGUCCGUCCUGCUUGUAAACGACUGUGGUUGUCUUCUAUCUUCUCUCUAUGCCAAUGACUUCUUUCAACCCGAAGCACUUACACUGUUGGUUCCCCCCACAUGAAGCGGAGUGUAAAUGACGGCCAAAAAAAAACACAGUUGGCUGUUUGUCCACCCUUCCUCCAAACGGUGUCCUUAUUUUGUUCUGAAAAAGUAUGUUCCUUGUGCAUUUGCAAUUAUAUUUUAACUGUACAUGUACAAACAAAUGAUAAUGUAUUGAACUGUUUAUUGGUUCAAGUCAGAUCGCCUGUCCUUAACUUUUGCCAAGUUAUGGUUUUCCUGCCUUAAAAGUUUUUCUUCUUUACACAUUGUGACAAGGGAUUUUUUUCAUGACACCUCUGGUACGUUCACUUCUUUAAAAGUCAUUCUUCAGUUGUGAUCACCUGCUGGAAUUAAAGCGUGACUGUCCGAGGAUUGCAGUGUUGAGCGUCACCUAGUGGACCCUCCAGUGUGCCUGGAGAAGAAGAGAGGAGGGUUGCAACAGAAACAAAUAGCACAAUGAGAUGGGAGCUGAUUCAGGACCUGAGAUAGUUGGAUGGAGCCCAGCCCCAAAACAAGUCCCUGACCGAUGGUCCACUGCUCCAUCCAUCUCUUCAGAGUUUAGAGAGGAAUUCAUGACAGAAUUUUGCACUGUGUUAAGAAUAUUUACUUGUAAUUAUAUUUUGUUUAAUUUCUUGUUUAAUAAAUGAGCAAUAAUGGAGUUAAAUAUCA
This is a messenger RNA of Coregonus clupeaformis (lake whitefish), 3633 nucleotides long. RefSeq names its product squalene epoxidase a (gene sqlea). Lineage: Eukaryota; Metazoa; Chordata; Actinopteri; Salmoniformes; Salmonidae. Gene Ontology annotation, cellular component: membrane; endoplasmic reticulum. The record is from RefSeq and is a predicted model, not a curated record. Gene Ontology annotation, biological process: cholesterol metabolic process; sterol biosynthetic process. Gene Ontology annotation, molecular function: squalene monooxygenase activity; flavin adenine dinucleotide binding.